Molecule: messenger RNA, 2916 nt
Organism: Pungitius pungitius (ninespine stickleback)
Lineage: Eukaryota; Metazoa; Chordata; Actinopteri; Perciformes; Gasterosteidae
Product: cell adhesion molecule DSCAM-like
Exons: 12
Coding region: 415-2673 (752 amino acids)
Biological process (GO): homophilic cell-cell adhesion; dendrite self-avoidance; axon guidance
Cellular component (GO): axon; plasma membrane
Molecular function (GO): cell-cell adhesion mediator activity
Source: RefSeq, a predicted model, not a curated record
GAGCGCACCGAGCCGAGCUCCCCUAUGUUCCACGCAGAGCAGCGCUCCGACACGGGGAGACGGCUGCACUGAGGCCCCGCGCGGCGCGGUGCGGUCAGUCCAAAACACACGGGGAGGCACGCGGUCUGUGGAUCAUACACCAUCUUCCGCCGUGGCCGAAGACAAUCAGCGGCAGAAGAAAAAAACGCAAACCUCCUCCUCUCCCUCUUCACCGUGAAGGAUUGAGAGAAAGAGAGGAAAGGAGAGAGAGAGACAGAGGGAGAGAGAGGAAGACAUAGAGGGAGAGAGAGAUUUGCAAGCUCCCUUUUCUUUCACUGCAAUUGACUUGUUGAAGAAAUAAAAGGAAGAAAUAAGAAGAAGGAGGGCAGAGAGAGAGAAGAAAAGCAUAAGCUUGGAUAUUGAACAGAGGGGGCCAUGUGGAUUUUGGCUCUUAUCUUUUCCCAGUGCAUCUUGAAUGUUUUCUGUGAAGAUCUACAUUCCAGCUUAUAUUUUGUCAAUGCAUCUCUGCAAGAGGUAGUCUUUGCCAGCACCACAGGGACAUCGGUGCCCUGUCCCGCCGCAGGCUUGCCCCCUAUCUCACUGCGCUGGUACCUGGCCACCAGCGAGGAGAUCUAUGAUGUGCCAGGGAUCCGCCAUGUACACUCCAAUGGCACCCUUCAGAUCUUCCACAUCCUCCCUUCCAGCUUUAGCAAACUCAUCCACGACAACAGCUACUAUUGCACAGCAGAGAACCCCUCAGGGAGAAUCAGGAGCCAAGAUGUCCACAUUAAGGCCGUCCUACGAGAACCCUACACAGUCCGGGUGGAGGACCAGAAGGCCAUGAGAGGAAAUGUGGCGGUAUUCAAGUGCAUUAUCCCUGCCUCAGUGGAGGCCUACAUCACUGUUGUGUCCUGGGAGAAAGACACAAUAUAUAUCAAUGCGGAAAUGUCACGGUUUCUCAUCACAUCCACGGGAGCCCUGUAUAUCCUGGAUGUGCAAAUGGAGGACGGGCUGUAUAACUACAGAUGUAUGACACGCCACCGGUACACCGGAGAGACCCGACAGAGCAAUAGUGCCCGCCUUAUUGUCUCAGACCCUGCUAACUCAGCGCCACACAUCCUGGACAGCUUUGAGCGGCGCGAGGUGAUGGCGUCUCAUCGAGUGGAGUUGCCCUGCAAGGCCUCCGGUCACCCCGCACCAAAAUACCGCUGGCUAAAGGACAACCGGCCGCUGGAGCCCGACACUCGCUUCAGACAGAGUGUGACAGGCCUGUUGAUUGAGAGAGCGCAGCCCGGCGACACAGGGACAUACGUAUGUGAGGUGUGGAAUGGAUACGGCAAUGCUGAGGUGAUCGGCAGGCUGCUGGUAAAAGAGGCCCUGAAGGUCGUGGUGAGCCCUCGGAAGGUGAAGGGCAGCGUGGGGAGCCAGGUUUCGUUGUCGUGCAGUGUGACCGGUUCCGAGGAGUACCAGUUGUCCUGGUACCGCAACGGAGAGCUCAUUUACCUCAGCAACAGCGUUCGCAUGACGGGCCAAAACAGGGAGAACCUCGUCAUGGCGGGAAUGGCCAAGAGCGAUGGAGGAGCCUAUCAGUGUUUUGCCAGACACGGCAAGAUGUCCGCCCAGGAUUUUGUUCAAGUCAUACUGGAAGAUGGCACGCCCAAAAUUUUGGCUUCAUUCAGCGAGAGGGUCUACAACAUCAAUGAGUUUGUGUCGCUGUCGUGUAUGGUGAAGGGCACUCCGGAGCCCCGGGUCACGUGGACCCUGGACGACGAGCCCGUUGUCAGGGAUAGUUACCAUCGCAUCUCCCACUACGGCAACGCUGAGGGCCACAUGGUCAGCCACCUCAACAUCAGCCAGACCCAGGUUCCCGACGAAGGGGUGUACCGCUGCAUCUGCAACAACUCGGCUGGGACAGUUUCCCACCAGGCGCGAAUAAACGUAAAAGGGCCUGCAAGCAUCAGACCAAUGAAAAACCUCACCGCCAUAGCUGGGCGGGACAUGCUCAUUCACUGCCCCGUCAUUGGCUACCCGUACUAUUCCAUCAAGUGGUACAAAGACUCCAAUUUGCUGCCAUUCAACCACCGCCAGCGGGCCUUUGUGAACAACGGCACCCUAAAGCUGUUUGACAUGCAGAAGGACGUGGAUGAAGGCGAAUACAUGUGCAACGUGCUGGUGCAGCCGCAGCUCUCCACGCACCAGAGCGUCUAUGUUACUGUGAAAGUUCCACCCACCAUCCACCUAUUUGGGUUCCCUCGGUUGUCCAUCGGCCAGCGAAUCUUCAUCCCCUGCGUGGUGAUGUCGGGCGACCAACCCGUCUUCAUCACGUGGCAGAAGGAUGGUCGGCCCAUCCCGGCCAGCCUGGGUGUCACUAUUGAGAACAUCGACUUCACCAGCUUCCUUCGCGUCUCCAACCUCACACUGAUGCACAACGGCAACUACACCUGCAUUGCACGCAACCAGGCUGCCGCCGUGGAGCACCAUAGUCAGCUCAUCGUCCAAGUUCCUCCCAAAUUUGUGGUGCAAACAAAGGACCAGGACGGUAUAUAUGGAAAGGCAGUGAUACUGAACUGCUCAGCUGAAGGCUAUCCUGUUCCUACCAUCCAGUGGGAGUACUCUAUAGGUGCCGGGGUCCCUCAGUUCAGACCCAUCAUCCUCAACUCAGGCUUUCGGAUCGAGGUGCUGAUCAACGGCUAGCUGUUCAUCAAGCACGUGCUGGAAGAAGACAGUGGCUUCUACCUGUGUAGAGUCAGCAACGACGUUGGAGCUGUCAGCAAGUCCAUGUAUCUCAAUGUCAAAAUUCCUGCCAUGAUCACAUCCUACCCCAACACCACUCUGGCCACGCAAGGGGAAGAGAAGAAGAUGAGCUGCACGGCCCACGGUGAGAAGCCCAUCAUGGUGCGCUGGGAGAAGGAGGAACGCAUUAUUAACCCCGAGACC